AAAAAGUCAUUUUUUCCGAGGAAAAUUGUUUGAGUGUUUAGACAGGUUGGAAAAGUUGCGCAGUGCCAACCUCAGAAAAUCUCAUAAAAGCAAUUAUGGAUGCUUUACCUGAGCAAACAAUUCGGUUAGAAGAAGGACAAGAUGCAAAUGAAUUAUUUGAAAAAUGUCUAGGAUGCUCUGAUGUUGGAAUCGUUUCUGGUACCGUUCGAAACAUGGAUGGAACCAUGGCGGCGGAGCUAGUUCGCAAAUUCGUGACAGAAAUGUCAUUAGAAAUGCGCCCUACCAUGGCAAUCUGGUUGCAUUGGAUCAUUGUAACUCACGGCGGAUAUCUAGCUAGUGUACAAGAUUUGCAAGAGCCAUUGAACGAGUUGCAUGGCAAGUUGAUACAUGGCGGAGAUCUUCUUAUGAAGAUUUCUGCACUCUCCGGAAGAUUAAGCAUGGUACUUGGACAAGCUGAGAUCCGAGAGAGUCGACGACUUGAUCAGGAAGAAAGUAGUGAAGAGGACAGUGAUUACGAGGAUGAACAAAACUCUGAUUACGAUAUUGAAAUAGUGGACGAAAAUGAAGAUGAAGUAGAUGAGAAUGAAGAAGAGGAAGCAGCAGCAGCAGCGGCUGAAAUUAUGAAACAUAAUAAUGUUGACAAAGAUACUGCCCACGCAUAUCUCUCUCCCGAUGCAGAAUUAUCUCCUAGAAGACGACAAAUGGAGAACAAAGAUCACUUGAGUGAAGAAGAAGAUGACGAUGCGCGAGCAUUACAAGAAAAUGCAACUGGUGAAUCUGGUUCAGAAUCCGAAGAGGAAGCAGAGGCUUCCAGGCCAGUUUCUGUGCGAAAGAAUCUUCGCUCCGAAAGCCCGAGAAAGUCUCUACGCAAAUCUAGGUAAAAAACCCGACUUUCGCUUUUUAAAUAUGGUUUGUGGUGUGAGUUUUUUGGUUGAAACAAUAUUUCAAGUUUUUUGAUUUAUUAUUCGUUUCUCACAAAAAGAGACUGAAAACAGCUAUGCGAUUUGGCUUUUGGAAUGCUUUCGUAGAAGUAUUAUAGAGGAUAAAAGCAAUAAGUUUCGUACUGAAUCUUUUCGUUAGUGUACGAAAAGGAUAUUAGCGAUUAUGGCGGUCAAAAAAAAAGAUUUCAACUGUUUAUGUAUGGAUCUAAUUUAUUUCAGGUUUAGAUGUACCAUAGGUUUUGGGUUUGGCUAAUAAUACCGUUUGAUUAUUACGAGCGUUUCUAUCAGCAACGCCCGUUUGGGCAUGAUGUUUUUAAUAAUUUUUCUAUACUUAUUAUACAUAACAUAGCUUCAAAGUCGAAUUAAAUAUUUGAAGUAUUCAUUUAUCCAUC
Molecule: messenger RNA, 1333 nt
Organism: Schizosaccharomyces octosporus yFS286
Lineage: Eukaryota; Fungi; Ascomycota; Schizosaccharomycetes; Schizosaccharomycetales; Schizosaccharomycetaceae
Product: ribonucleoprotein complex
Exons: 1
Coding region: 96-881 (261 amino acids)
Biological process (GO): maturation of SSU-rRNA from tricistronic rRNA transcript (SSU-rRNA, 5.8S rRNA, LSU-rRNA)
Cellular component (GO): nucleolus
Source: RefSeq, a predicted model, not a curated record